AUGAAGCCGUCCGUGGAGGUGGAGGCGGACGAGCGAGCUGCGGAGAUUAAGAAGACAGCGGCGGCGGCCAAGAAAGCAGCUGAGGAGGUUGAGGUGGAGGAGGUGGUGGACGGGGAGGAGGAAGAUGGGGAGGAGGCGGUCGAUGGGGAGGAUGACGGUGACGAGGACGACGACGGGGAAGGCGGAGAGGAGGACGACGAUGAGGAGGUGGAGGGGGAGGAGAAGGAGGCGGCAGGGGUUGUAGAGAUCUCCGACGAAGACGACGACGACGACGACGGGGAGGCGGACGACGACGACGGGGACGACGACGACGACGACGACGAUGAUGACGACGACGACGACGAAGAGGUCGUCGGUGAAGACGACCGGGAGGAGGAGCUGGGAACUGAGUAUCUGGUUCAGCCCCUUGGCCGGGCGGAAGAUGAAGAACACUCAAGCGACUUCGAACCGGAAGAAAAUGGUGAUGGUGCUGAGGAUGAGGAGAUUGACGAAGAAGAUGCCGACGAUGGUGAGGAUUCUGUGAAGGCACAGUCCUCUACCAAGAGGAAGAGGUCAGGCGAUGAUAAAGACGACGGGGAUGAUGAUGGCGACGAUGACGAUGAUGGGAGGCCACCAUCAAAGCGAUAG
Molecule: messenger RNA, 627 nt
Organism: Miscanthus lutarioriparius
Lineage: Eukaryota; Viridiplantae; Streptophyta; Magnoliopsida; Poales; Poaceae
Source: the annotation of a GenBank genome assembly